CAGAAUUAGAGCCGCGUCACGCGUUUAAUAUGAUUCUAACCGUUAAUUUUUUCCGCUGGCGGUGUUCCAGCAUCCUCUACUCAAAAUUCAAAAACCUUUUAAUAUUUUUUUUUAUUAAGGUUUGUUCAAUGUUAUCAUGGCGAAUUCUCUCUCCGUCGUCAUCUCCAACGAUGUAUUGUUUAUCUACAACUCAUACUCUUUCUUGCACCACCAUCACUCCUUCCAGAGAUCCGACCGCCUCAUUGAGAUUGCCGGAAACAUCCAUGGAUGAGCCAUUAAAAUCUGAGUCUAAACCAAAACCUAACAGUGAUGUUAUUGAAUCGACUUCAAAGAAGACGAAAAAGGAUGUGGCGCCAGGAGAUCAAGAUCAAGAAGGAGACGAACAAAUUUCAAUAUCAAGAAUUCAAGUGCCAAGACAGAAAUACAUCUCAGUUUCCAAAGCAGAGCUUUUGGACGCCAUUGUAUCAGUGAUGUUCCAUUCUCAAGAUGAUAGGGAUCAGUUUCUCCUUAUCGCCUCGUGUCUGGAUUCCAUUCUUCAUGCUGAACACAAGAGCAUUUUGGAAGAAAUGCGAAAUGAUUAUUUCUUCACGGAUUCCGCAGGCGAUGAAGGAUCAAUUAGUUCGGACACAAAACUUGAGAAUAAUGGCAAAGAAAAUAAGUCGGUUCAUGUAUUUAACACUGAAAACUCUGACCCGGAUAGUGAUAUCAUCAAUAGGAACGGGCGCAUAAAUAAAUAUGUUGAUGAUGAAGGAGAGGAGACUGAACCAAAUGAGUUAUCACCUUUUAAUUAUGGUCUGGACUUAUGGAAUCUUAUAGGUUCUGCAGCCAAAAAUGUUGAGAAAUAUAACGAGUCCAGACUUGCUGUUUCCACUCGUUUCCAGCGUGCUUUCAUGCAACUGCUUAAUAGUGCUCAGUUUGAAGAACUUUCAGCUACAGAUUUGGUGUUGACAUCUGCCUUAAACACAGAUUAUCUCCUAACUUUGCCAGUAUACGUUGACUGGAAGAGGGCAUCAGAAUCUAAUGCAAUAAUAUUCAGGCGAGGUUAUGCAACCGAGAGGCAGAAGGGCCUAUUAAUUGUUGAGAAAUUGGAUUACAUACAAUCCAGACUUCUGCAAAAGAUCUUCUUUAUUAUCUCAAAACCAUUGGAGAAAGUUGGCAAAUGGAUAAGUGAGACUCUCACAAAUGCUUCUCAGACACAAGAAGUACAAGAUAUAAUUAAGAGAACGAAGCUGUGGCUUAAGGAACUGUCUUUUUUUCAACAAUCUUAUUUUAGUAAUGAAGAAACUUCUGAUAGUCUGCUGGAUGCAGACCAGCUUUCAGAUGGUGAACUACCUAUUUGGUUGGCAGCACAGAAGGCAGUUAGUCGUUAUGAAGGUUUUCUGUCGCCUGUCGGACCACGUGGGAGGCUUUUGAGAAAACUGCUUACAAAUAUUGGAUUUACUUCUCCUACACCGGAAACAACAUUUCAACUUGAGGCUAAUAGUAAUGCAUCUGAACCUUAUUUAAGGAAUUGUUCACCCAGACCAAUUUCCUUAUCAAGGAUAUCACUUAGUGAUAUAUGGAGGCCUGCUUCAAGAAAAUACUGUGGAAAUGAUCUUUGGAAAAUGUUAAAAACUUCUGUAUCCAUUCUCCUCUCAAAAUCAAUACUUCAGGAGCCAGCAUUUGAAGAAUUGGUUUUGCUUUAUACCAAUGACAUGGACAAAAAAGAAACUAAAGAUAAAGCUGAAGGUCCACCAUUGCAGUUAAAGAUCUAUAGGAGAAUUCCUAUUCCAGAUUUACCUGUUAUAUUUCCUCAUAAGAAGCUAUCUUUCCGUAUCAUUGACACAGUGCGCUUGGAUGUUGCCACAAUUGUGGGUCUUCUGGCGUUUAUCAUAAACUACAAAUUUGAGGACAUCUUAUCUUCCCCAUCAGCAUUACUUCUCGAUGUAAUUGCUAUCUCUGCUCUUAUAUUAUAUAUCACCCGUGUGGUUUUGGGUUAUAAACAGACACGAGAUAGGUAUGAGCUGUUGGUUAACAAGACACUUUAUGAGAAAACCUUGGCAAGUGGAUUUGGCUCAAUUCAUUUUCUUCUGGAUGCCUCUGAACAGCAGCAAUACAAGGAGGCCAUUUUGACCUAUGCUAUCCUGCUUAAAGAAGAGAGUUGCCAGUUGCAGGGCACCUGUCGUCAGAUUGUUGGAGACAAAUGUGAGAAAUUUAUGUACGAUGUUCUUAAAGAGAAGGUUGAAAUGCCGAUUGAUAAGGCAGUGAAUUUAUUGGUAAGGUUGGGCAUGGUGUCGGAAACAUCCAUUGAUGGAAGAUCUCAUUUGCAGGCAACACCAUGCUCCGAGGCUUGCGAGGCCCUUAAGGAACGUUGGAAUGGUUUGCUAGGAUAACUUAUUGUUAUCAAUUGCGACAUCAUAUUACACAGUAUAUAUUAAUUUUGAAGGAACAUCCAUCAGAAAAUUGGUUAUCUUUGUUGAGGAAGUAUAUUAUGGGAAAGGUAUAGAUGGUUUGUAAAAGAUAUUAUUAGUGGUGCGAUCUUGUAAUCAUGUAUUACUUGGGCUACCAUACAGCUUCAAAAACACGCUACUGAGAAUAUAAAUUGACAUCAAUUAGAGCAUUCAAAGAAGAAACGGAAC
Pistacia vera is the source of this 2618-nucleotide messenger RNA. RefSeq lists its product as uncharacterized. Bases 30 to 2372 code for a protein of 780 amino acids. The transcript is spliced from 14 exons. Lineage: Eukaryota; Viridiplantae; Streptophyta; Magnoliopsida; Sapindales; Anacardiaceae. The record is from RefSeq and is a predicted model, not a curated record.